GCUCGGGUCCUCCCGGUCCCCUCCCCUCAGCGGGGCGGUGGUUGGCGGCACGCGAUGGACCUGGCCGGACUUCUCCUGGAUGAGGAAGGCACCUUCUCCCUUACCGGCUUCCAAGACUUCACGUUCCUCCCUGGACACCAGAAGCUGAGUGCCAGGAUUCGAAGGAGACUCUAUUAUGGCUGGGACUGGGAGACCGACUGCAGCCUGGAGGAGCUCUCCAGCCCCGUGGCAGACAUUGCGGUGGAGCUGCUCCAGAAGGCAGCCCCUAGCCCUGUUCGCCGACUCCAGAAGAAAUAUGUGGCUCAUGUGUCACGGGAGGCUUGCAUCUCCCCAUGUGCCAUGAUGCUGGCCCUGGUGUACAUCGAGCGCCUCCGGCACCGAAACCCAGACUACCUGCAACACGUGUCAUCCUCCGACUUGUUCCUGAUCUCCAUGAUGGUGGCCAGUAAGUACCUCUAUGACGAAGGCGAGGAGGAGGAGGUCUUCAAUGAUGAAUGGGGAGCUGCUGGGGGUGUGGCAGUAUCCACUCUGAAUGCCCUGGAGCGGAGCUUCCUGCGUGCCAUGGACUGGCGUCUCUACACAGAUCCCCGGGAGAUCUUUGAGGUGCUGAGCUGGCUGGAGGGCUGUGUGGCUGAGCAGCAGGGACGGCGGCGGGGCUGGUACACCUACACAGACCUGUGUGUGCUGCUGGAGCAGCCAACCUGGCAGCUAGCCCUGGGCUCCCUCUGCCAGCGGCUGGUAAAGCUGUCCUGCUUGUUGGCAAUGGCAUACGUGAGCAGUGUGGCCUUGGCCGUGGCAUCAGUGGCGGUCAUGCACCAGUCCUUAGUACUGUCUUGCAGCCCUGCACCUGGUCCUCCCAACCUUGGAUUGACCUCCAGGUGCCUUUUGGAGCCCUGUACUCCUUCUCCUUUGCCGCAGUGCCUACCGCCUCCUUCUAACAUCUCCAACUGCCUCGGAGGUGACAUGGGACUGUGUUUUCUCUGGGGCAGUCUUCUGGCCCCCCUGGCUCCUCCUCCGCUGCCUCCCCCAGAACCUCCUGCCCCUCCCACUGUUCUUUAUAACUGCCUCCUUUGCCAGAAGCUCCAGAGAGACUCCCCAGUUUGCCAGGCCUGCCACCAUCCCAAUCACACGCUUGCCACCAGACCUCUGAUCACUGGGUACCAUGCGCCUGGCCCAGCCCUGGCCUGGCCCUGGAGCCCAGAACCUCCACCACUUGCCCAGUCCCAGCAGUGUUCAUUGUACAGUGUCAUGGAGCUGUCCCGCCUCAAGUCUUUUAUUUUUCCAGGCUAGGUAGGUCUCCAAGGAAUGCCUUAUGAGGAUUUGGGAGUCUCUUAAGAACCUGGAGGAGCAAAGCUUGACUUCGAGCCUCCCUACCUCUUUGGGUCCUUGGCUGGUCCCCUGUCCUCCUGGGGAGGAGCUAACAUGAUUAUGGGGCAGAUGGACUUAAGGUCAUUAGGUGGGUCACCCCUGCACCUCAGAGGCUGGCUGGCUGCCUGGCCAGGCAGUGAUGAUGCCAAGGAAAGCUCCAGCGCGGUGACCACCAGCAUGCCACAGAUGAACAGAGGAAAGACUCCAGCUUGACCUCCCCUGGGCUCUUCUAAACUUCUGCUUUUGAGUUCCCUAGGUGGGAGG
Messenger RNA from Ochotona princeps (American pika), 1632 nucleotides. RefSeq names its product cyclin Pas1/PHO80 domain containing 1 (gene CNPPD1). The record is from RefSeq and is a predicted model, not a curated record. Gene Ontology annotation, biological process: regulation of cyclin-dependent protein serine/threonine kinase activity. Gene Ontology annotation, cellular component: nucleus; cyclin-dependent protein kinase holoenzyme complex. Gene Ontology annotation, molecular function: cyclin-dependent protein serine/threonine kinase regulator activity; protein kinase binding. The coding region runs from base 55 to 1290 and encodes 411 amino acids. Lineage: Eukaryota; Metazoa; Chordata; Mammalia; Lagomorpha; Ochotonidae. The transcript has 9 exons.